AUGUCGAAAGGAACGAAAAGAGGUUGUCUAUUCUGUGGAAUUAUUGCGGGAACAGAGCCCGGAAGAAUACGAGCAAGCCGGGAGUUGUAUACAGUUAUCGACGAUCUUUAUCCAGAUCACAAUCACACACUCGCCCUGCCCAACAAGCACAUCGAGAACGCCUCGAUUUUGACGAAAGAACACAUUCCACUUCUUCUUGAGAUGGCGGAAGCGUCGCUUGAUGUCCUCCGAGCCACCGGCUUGAAGCUACGUGAAACUGCAGACGAUUUGAUUUUGGAUAUUCAGUUCGACCAUUAUGGCACUUCUUAUGCCACUGCCUCCGCCGACCACUACCUCAGAAUCUACAAGAAAGACCAAAAUGGCCAGUACGUCUUUACCGCGGGUUGGAUGGCCCAUUCAGCAGCGAUCUGGCACCUCGAUUGGGCCCAUCCCCGCCACGGCACCGUCCUAGCAAGUUGCUCCUUCGACAAGCAAGUGAAAUUCUGGCUGCCCCCUGCAAUGAUCCGAAGCGCUUCUGAAGCAAAGAAGUCAACGGAUUGGGUUUGCUUUGACUCGCACGGGGUUGAUAAGCGAGGCUCGGUCACAGACGUUCGUUUCUCGCCAGAGUGGUUCAUGGCCGAUCACGGAGAGCCGAAUCCCAAAAGCGGAUCCAAAGUCUACGUCGCUUGCUGCACUUCUGACGGACAGGCAAAAGUUUAUUACGCUGAGAGCCCUGUGAACAAAAGGACCCAGUUCAAGGAGCUGCGCCCGUACAUUAUUAUCAAUAGCAACAACAGCAGCUUUCGAUGCACCAGCCUCGACUGGAGCAGGUUACGCAGGAAGUCGCAGUUGAUUGCCAUCGGUGCCGAAGUCAACGAAAAGAGCACACAGGCCCAGCAAGGAGCUGGAGCAGUGCAAGAAACUGGCAACUUUAGGCUGUACAGAUACAUGCAAAAAUCACCGUCGGAAAUCGAAGGGGGACAAGAAGGGGAAAGAGCAUGCUGGGACUUACUAGAGGGAAGCUCGUAUGCUCCUUGGGUCGACAAAAUAGAAGGGACGAUCAAUUUGAUCCGAUUCGCGAACAUCUUCGGCGGGAAUAGCCACACAUGUGCAAUAGCAGCCAACAACCUCGUCAUUAUCUCCAUACAUCCUGAUACGUUUCAAGUGACGCCGAUGCAGAUCGUUCUUCCGGACGGUCUUGCACUCGAAAAGACAUGGCGAUUGGCUUGGGAUAAAUCCGGGCGCGUCUGUACCGUGCACAACGAAAGAACGCUCCAGUGGACGCGUACGUAUUCCAACGACGAUAAACUUUGCUGGAUAGGCAAGGCGAUCUAA
This is a messenger RNA of Oikopleura dioica, 1314 nucleotides long. NCBI's taxonomy places the organism in Eukaryota, Metazoa, Chordata, Appendicularia, Copelata, Oikopleuridae. The record is from the annotation of a GenBank genome assembly.